Molecule: messenger RNA, 3468 nt
Organism: Solea solea (common sole)
Lineage: Eukaryota; Metazoa; Chordata; Actinopteri; Pleuronectiformes; Soleidae
Exons: 2
Coding region: 810-3299 (829 amino acids)
Molecular function (GO): nucleic acid binding; zinc ion binding
Source: RefSeq, a predicted model, not a curated record
GACAGCUAUAAUAUACACAGAAUUCCGGACCCGAGUCAGACUCCAGCUGCGACUCUCGGGUUACACUUCGUGCUUUGUGCCAUUUGUAACUCAAGAAUAAACAAGCACUGCUUUGCUCAAACUCAAUAUUGCCUCCUCCAUUCUUUCCAACCGAGGAUCCAAACGAACCUGAGGAAGGAACAUCCUUCAAUUUUGGCGUCACGAACAGGAUCCUCUAGGAAAGACGUUUGAAGAAUUGGCAAAAGUCUGUUGGUUUGGGUGGAACGCCUUGCGGGGCCCUAACCUGAAAUAAGGUAAGAAGGAAUUUACCUUCACGCUUGGUGUUCUAUUCCGAACCUCAGUCGUCUAAAAGCAAUGUUGAUUUGAAGUGAGCUGUUGCUGUGAAAUCCGGAUAAUACAGUAAAGGUUUUGUGGGGAUAGAUUAAAUACUGUGAAAAAUAUUAGCCUUGUAUUCCCAAUAGGGGUUGUCCUGUGGUGGCGUAAACGACAUGGUUAUGGUAUAAAAAGUUGUAAUAUUAGCCUUGUAUUCCCAAUAGGGGUUGUCCUGUGGUGACGUAAACGACAUGGUUAUAUUAUAAGAAGUUGAAUGUUAGCCUUGUAGCCCUUAAAAGAGGUUGUCCUGUGGUGACGUAAAUGACAUGGUUAUAGUAGCCUUAUACGCCUGAAAGAGGUUGUCCUGUGGUGACGUAAAUCAUAUGGUUACGAAAAUAAUAAAUGUGUAAAGUUUUGAAGUAGGCUUCUUUAUAAGUGAAGUACAUAAUAAUAAAGUUGUGGAGAAGGGCGCUGCCCGACGUAAAUAAGUUAACAGAAUGGACGGAGAAUUUGACGCGGAGAAACAGUGGUUUGAUUUAGGGACACUCAGGGACAGUGGAUCGACAUUGAAAGAGCAGUUUGAGGCUGCUUUGGAAAUUCAUGGACACAAUCAUGAAGUGGGGGAGCGAGAUAAGAAACAGCAUGAAUUAAAGAAAUGGUUUGAGAAAUGUCAGAAAAGUGGACACUUUCCGCCUUAUGAGGUGAAAAAGAGUUUGUUGACUUUGAUGAAUAAAGCGGAAGGUCGGAUUGUGACGAGACAACAAGAAUUGACGGCAGAAAAAGCGUCAAAAUGGUCGCGUAAAGGGCGGCAACAGAGCGCCAGUCUGGAGAAAUUGGAAAAAUUGAGACAGCGUGUGCGGUGUGUCGCGCUGUGCACAGGACCAAACAUGUGGAAAAAAGGAGGGAUGUUGCCCCAACCGGAACAACAGCCUGGUGCGCAGACUGGCUGCGCAGCAAAGACUGAUGACGUAGAAAGUGGGGGUGGAAACCAGAGAACAGAAUGUGAGCCUACUGCUCCACCUGGUGGCCUGUAUCCUCCACUACACGACUACACACACACACAGACUCACAGUCAGACACAUAUGACACAGGCGAGUUUAGAACCGCCUCCUUACCCAAGUAACAAGAACCCUUUCCAACAAGUAGAACCAACAAAUCCUUUUCAAUUCCAACUGCCCAUUUUUGAGAUUACUAGUGGCAGUUUGGAAGGAGAAAUGAUUGAUAAUAAAACAUAUAGGAAGAAACAGUUAGAAGUAAAAGUAACCACAACACCAGGUUCAGCUAGUACAAAUAAAGCAGAAACUAAGGGAGGUGAUGCUGACGGUUUUACCACUUUAGAAGGAAUAGUGAGUGCUAAAAUGAGCAAUGUGAUGAAAUUACUGGACGGAUGGAAAAAAGGUUACGUAGAUGAAGAGAUGUUGGGUAAAGGCAUGAUAACUACGUUAUCUACCGCCACGACUAUGGGAGCAAAUCCCAUGUUGGGGGAAAAAAUGAAGAGGGAAAUGCAGAGAAUACUGGCUGACAUAGAGAAACACCAACAUGAAAGAAAGAGAAACGAGCGAGACGAGGCAGGUAAAGAAGAGGAAGAGAAUGAACUGGAAGAAUUAGAAGAAAGACUACAACAGGUGCUUCCAACAACGAAAAAAGUGUCGGAAAUAUCCGCGAGAAGGUCCCCCAUAAAAACUCGACAGCAAGUUAAAGAUAGUCAAGCAAUCACAGAAUUAUUGGCGUCUGUAAAAUGCGGAGAGGAGAAUGAUGGAGAGAAAGCGGAGGGUGGUGCGUAUCAGCUUCCGGUUUUCCAUAGACAAGAUACUGAUGGUAGAGUACACACACAAUACAAACCCCUCUCAUUUACUGAUGUGACUGCUUUAGCCUGCCAACUUCCUGCCCUCACAGGAGGAGGAGCAAUAUGGUUACACAAAUUUGGAGCUUUGACUUCUGGUAUAUUGCUCUCAGCCGGAGAUAUUAGCUCUAUACUUUCAAGAUGCUGUUCCUCUACACAACUCAUGCCUUUGAGAGCUGCUUGUCCAUGGCUUGUGGCUGACCCUUCUGUUCCUCUAACGGCGGCCAUGUUACAGACACUGAGGGAGGCAAUUCGUGAACACUUUCCCACCCCAACUGUAACUUAUGCGGAACUCUCAUAUACACCUCAACCAGCUGAGUCGCCCUCAGCUUUUCUGGCUAGAGCAGAAGAAGAUUUUGUUAGCAAAACAGGAGAAAACCCCAUGCAAUCUCCAAUGGCAGCUUCUCUAUUUAGGUCAGCAGUAAUUAAAGGCAUGCCAGAACCUGUUAAAAAUAGUAUGGUAGAAAAUCCAGAUCUCCCGACCGCCGAUCAUAGUAGAUGGUGCUCCCAUCUUAAGCAUCACUUACAAAAAUAUUCAGACAGGGCUGGAUCACAUGAGGACAAAAUGGAAAAACUAAAAAAUGAGCUACUCGCACUCCAGGUGCAGAGCGCAAAACAGGAAGCUUCUCAAUCAAAGAAGCACAAGGCAGUAACGCAAGCCCCUGUUCAAGCCGAAUAUGUUCAAACUGAACCAGCACCCACGACUUACACUCCAUACGUUCCACAGCCACCAUGGCCAGGUACGGGUCACACAGGGUGGGAUUUUGACCCACCUCAGGUACAGUCACAUAUGCAGAUGUACUCAGGUAGAAGUGUGUAUUGUAAUAGGAAUGGGCGUCAGAUGUAUGCAGGGCGGGGCUAUAACAAUAAUAAUGCCCUCAGGGGAAGUAAUGGUCCUCCAGGAGGUCGAGGAGGCAUGCAGCAGGGUGGCUGGAAUCAGGAUCAGGGGUCGGUACAAUGCUGGUCGUGUGGUGAGUACGGGCAUAUCUCAACGGGCUGCCCUCGUAAGAGACGACAACAGGGGCGUGGUGGCUAUGGCCCACCCCCAUUUCACCCACAAGGACCACCACCUCCAGGUCCGCCACAACACCCACAACACCCUAACCAGAACCUGGCACCGGGUGGACAAUACCCCCAACAAUGAAGGGGCCAAAGAGAUCAACUAGGUGGGCUGCAGGACCCCACCCUCAUGAUGACUGUUUGCGGGGUUUCCUUUCCAUUUAUGGUGGACACUGGAGCUCGGCAUUCGACUUUGUCCUCUUUGCCUGGUUUCAUAACUCUUUCCUCCCAAACAGUGUCACUUGUUGGUUUCU